UGCCUGGCGGGGGUGGCCCCGUCCCCGCUCGGACGAGGGGAGGGGGCGGCCUUUGCAGGCGGGAUCCGGCGCCGCGCAGGAAAGCCUUUCUCCCCGGGGGCGAGGAGGGACGCUCCGAGCGCCCGGUGCGGCUGGGCGGUCUCCCCGCGCCCCGGCUCCCCCCUCCCCAUCCCGGGCGCCUCCGUCCUCCCGCCUCAUGCGGCCGGGCCGGGGCCGCCGGAGCCCGGGGCCGCCCCGCCUCGCCUCGGCGGGAGGGCGCUGCCCCGGCGCUGCGGCGGGGCUCCCCCGAGGGGGAGCGCCCGGUGUCGCGGCGCUUGUGCGAGGCCGGCGCCGCCGAGGCGAGCCGCCGCCGCCCGGGAGCGGGACAAAGGGCCGCGGGCCGGCCCGGGGCGGCACCGCCGCAGGGGCAGCACCCCGCGGGCACCGCCGGGCGGGGGGCGGCGGCCGCCCGGGCCAUGCAGCUGCCGGCGGGGGGAGGAGCGGCCGGCGGCGCCCCAGAGGGGGCAGCGCUCGGGGGGAGCGGGGGGGGGGGUCUGGCAGCGCCGGCGGCCCCCGAGCGGGCCGUGCCCUGGGCCGGCUGCCGCCCCGCUCGCCCGGGAGGGGCUUGGCCGCGCCUCAUGCGAGGGGGAGCCUCUCCGCGGCGAGCGGCCGCCCGCCCUCCGGUGCCCGGCGCUGCCUGCGGUGCCGGGACAGCACCGGGAGUGACUCGGCGGGGGGAGGAGAAGAGGAGGAAAAGAAAUCAGAUUGCCGAAGGGAUUAGGAAGGGGGGUGGGGAGGCGAAGACCUCUUCCCCCCCCCCCCUCCCGCCCCCCUACACACGCUUGUGAAGCUUUUCAGAGUUAUCCUUCAGCAUCAGUGGCACCGGCGGGCGAGCCCGGGGGAGCAGCGACACCGAAACGUGCUCGGCACACUGCAAGAGAGAUCAGAGGGAGCGGCCCGGGCCGGCCGACCCUGCCCCGGCCCCGGCCCCUGCCCCUGCCCGCGGGGGACUGCACUUCCCGUCUGCGAUAUUUCAUAUAUAUUUUUUUUUUUUUAAAUCCCUAUUUCUUGUGCUUUCUCGAAGAAGGACGGGUUUUGUAGUAUUGCGGGCGGGCGUGCUGCCGGGCCGCCUGCCCUGGCCGUGCGAGGUGGGGCGAGCGGGGGAGAGAGAUGCCUCUGAUGAGAGGGAAAGUCGUGCUCAUCCUCGGCUUCGUCUUUCUGACUUUCCUGGCUGCGGUGAGAGGGCUGCCCGUGAGGAAGCAGCGCACCAACAGCCCAAAGGAGAGGGGCUCCAAGCUGGCAGAGGUCUCCGCAUCAUCCGACCCGCGUUCAGUGGGGGACGAGGAGCUACCGCUGUCAGGCAAGGCGCGGGGGCUGAGGCGGAGCGGGCAGGCUGGCCCACGGCGGCACAGGCGCCGCGGGGUGGCUCAGCAGGCUCAGCAGGCUGCCAGGAGCCCGGCAGUGCCCCAGCCCAGCAGCGCUGGCCGGGAGGAGAACCUGCCCUUCAUGCUGGACCUGCAGAGCUUACCAGGGCUAGCCAACGUAGACCUGAGCGCACAGAACCCCAAUAUCCAGGUGACCAUCGAAGUGGUGGAUGAUCCUCAGGCUGAGAUGGAGAUGGACUUGUUGAAGGAGACAAGCAAUGACUGGUCUCUGAUGUCCUCUGAGUGGCUGUCCCACAAGGACCUCUUCUGGCCCCUCUUCUGGGAAUACACUGACCCUGCUGAGGAGGAGGAAGAGGAGGAGGAAGAAGAAGAAGAGGAGGAGGAGGAGGAAGAGGAUGACAACCUGGACGGAGAGGACAGGGAGGAGGAAGAGGAAGAGGAGGAGGAAGAUUACACAGCAGAGUAUGAGGAGGAGGAGUCCAUACUCAGUGGAGUGGGAGGUGACUGGGACCAGCAGUGGCCCGGGCAGAAGAACUGGAUCUUUAAAGAAAAAUAUAAUUACGACUAUGAAGACGAGGAGGAGUGGAGCCCGUGGUCCCCUUGCAGCAUCACCUGUGGCAGUGGCAACCAGAAGAGGACCCGGUCCUGUGGCUAUGCCUGCACAGCGACGGAGUCAAGGACCUGUGACCUGCCACGCUGCCCUGGAGCAGAGGGGGAAAUGGUCUUCCCCACAGAGGAGACACCUUUCAAAAGUGACAACACCACGGAGCUGUUCAACUCAGAGGUGGACAGCUGUGAGAAGUGGCUGAACUGCAAGAGUGACUUCCUCACAAAGUACCUGAGCAAGGUGCUGACAGACCUGCCCAGCUGCCCCUGCUCCUACCCACUGGAGGCUGUCUACAGUGCCGUCAACCUGCGGGAUGAGCAGCAGGGCAAGAGCUUCCGAUGGCGGGACGCCAGUGGCCCUAAGGAGCGCCUGGACAUCUACAAGCCAACGGCACGCUUCUGCCUGCGUUCCAUGCUCUCCCUUGACAGCACCACCCUGGCUGCCCAGCAUUGCUGCUAUGACGAGCACACCCAUCUCAUCACCCGUGGCAAGGGGGCUGGUGUCCCCAACCUCAUCAGCACAGAAUUCUCCCCAGAGCUGCACUACAAGGUGGACAUGCUGCCCUGGAUCCUCUGCAAAGGUGACUGGAGCCGCUACCACGCCGUCCGGCCCCCCAACAACGGGAGGCGGUGUGCAGACAACCCCACUGAGGAGGAGUACCUCUCCCAGCUGCAGGAGGCCAAGGAGUACUAGCCACAGCCAUGCUCAGAGGAGCCACGGCCACAGCCAGCUCCCACCCUGGCUCAGCCUGGCAAAGCCCCAGCCCUGCUCAUGGGCUCCUUGCUGGUGCUGUGCAGAGCAGGCAGGAUGCACCAUCCAUCUCAUCCCCUCAGAGGGGUGCCUCGGCCCCUCCCUUGGAUUUCCGAGGGUGCUGGAGGUUAUUGCGGUGUGAUCCCUGCCAUGCCACCCGCAGCAGUCCUGCACCCCAGGGUGCCUGGGCUGGUACACAGGGAGCCACGGGGGAUGGGAGGUGUAAAGGGAAUGGGGGGUUACUCCCGUCUGCUUUUUAUUCUCUACAAUCUGUCAAUACAGCCUUGAAGCUGGGCAUCUGCAGGGUGAAAUGGCCUCAGCUCCUGCGGGCUUCAUGCUGUAUCUGAGGAGCUGGCCUGCUGCAGGCAGAGCUGCUUGCUCUUGCCUGCACACCUGCCCUGGCACACGCUCGUCUACUUCUGAAACUGGGGGUGGGUCCUCCUAGGGAGUGGCAGGGCUGUCCCAGCCAUGUGUACAGAGCCGGGCCUCCCCUCUCCAUGGGUUUGUGCUUGCAUGGUUGGGAAGGAGCAGGGGGAGGCUUAGCAGGAUUUUAUGGAUCCGGGGGUGUGUGGGACAGGAAGAGUCUGGCUGCCUCGGCUCCUUUGGCAAGACUGCCUUGCCACUGCAAUUUUGGCCCAAAAGGGAACACUGGGUGCUAAAGCCAGACACAGGUGGGCCUCAGAGGUCAGCACGGGGGGAAAACCACCUGUGUGCAUUUCAGCCCCUCUGCCUCGAUGCUUGGGGGAGCGGGGUGGCAGCAGCCGCCUGCCUCCAUGCCUCGGCUCCCUGGCAGCCCACCAGUGGGUUUCAGUGCUUGGGAGCACCCGUGACAUGGCCCAGCAGAAAGUCCUGCAUUUCCCACCCACAGCUCUCCCGGGGGCAGGAGGCAGCUCAGCACCACUCGUGCCAUUGCUGGAGAGGGGGAAAAAGCACCAAGCCAAGUUCUCCAUGGAGAUGGGAACAAGUUAGGCACUGCUGGGAGCACCCAGCAUUGCCCCUCUCUGGUCUGCUGCUGGCCGUGAGCCUGGCUCUAUGCUGUGUCUGCCCAGGUCCCCAGCGAGAGGCAGCCCAGAGAAAGCAAGUCAUGGGCAGACCCUGUGCUCCUCCGGCUCGCUGCCUGGCCAGGUGAGCAAUUGUAGCUCCAAAGGAGGAAGACACACGUGUGCUAAUAAUGGCCAUACCUGGUGCCUGCAGAUCAUGGAUCAUGAUGCUCUCUGUUGGUGCUUUGGUCUUGCCUGGGUUUUAUUCAGCUUUUCAUGGGUCAAUGGCAGUUUCUCCCAGCAUAUUUUGGGAGCUCCCAAGUUUCCCACAGAGAAACUAGGCUGAGUACUUUUAUCCCUGCACAUUCAGUUGCUGAACCUGGCAGAAACUGUUCAUAGCUAUACUUAGCAAAUUUUAUGCAUCAGAGGAAAUAAAAGAGCAAAUCAAGCACAUGUAAAGAAGAAUGGAGUAAUUUCUAGACUAGAGGUUUUACCCAAGGCUGUUGGCUACUCCAUGUUUUUUCUGCAGGAUGCUGUUGGACAAAAAAAUAGCUGUCUGGGUGCAAAGGUACUUGCUGACUGUCCUUGCAUAGGUCUGUCCUUGCAGGAGCUUUCUCCAGGGCCAGUGAAUAUCCAUGAUCUGGUAGCUCUUUGGCUGCAAACAGCCUUUCUUGAAGGAGACUGAAUAGCUCAGCCAAUUUGUUUGUUAGACUGGCUGCUCUCUGAGGAAGUGCUCCUCUAAUAAGAACUGUUACCCAGGAUUUGCACCUCCUCUUUAUACUAAGUAUGUCAACUAGUCUAACCCCCAGAAAUGAAACUAUAAUUUCUCUAACAAAUGGAGUUCCCAUCCAUGGGCAAGCAGAAAAGUUACUUAGGUUGAGCGCCCCCCACCCCAAAAGCUGGUUGGAAGCUGAGUGUCUGUUCUGCCUUGCUGCCGCUAUGGUUUGGACCGUACAGGCAUGAACUGGAGCAUGAGAAACAAGAAGCAUUGUAAUUCCUCACACAAGCACCUUAGGCACCGAGAGGCUUUGUGGGGCCCUAUGAGAAAAGUAGGCAUUAAGCAAGUGUUUAUUUUUAUAUCCCAUCAAAGAUUCUGUCCAGCCCACUGCUAUUUAAGUGAUGAAUCUCUAAGCUUCCACUCCUUAAGCUUAUUGUUUUCUAUAUAUAAUAUAUAUAAAAUGUCUUUUAUUCCUACAAAAUUUCAUAGAGAAGAUUUCAUUAUUCUGAUGCUGCAAUAAAGCACUUUAUAUAAAGUA
Molecule: messenger RNA, 4957 nt
Organism: Phalacrocorax carbo (great cormorant)
Lineage: Eukaryota; Metazoa; Chordata; Aves; Suliformes; Phalacrocoracidae
Source: RefSeq, a predicted model, not a curated record